Molecule: messenger RNA, 1672 nt
Organism: Daphnia pulex (common water flea)
Lineage: Eukaryota; Metazoa; Arthropoda; Branchiopoda; Diplostraca; Daphniidae
Product: DCN1-like protein 3
Exons: 5
Coding region: 43-1035 (330 amino acids)
Biological process (GO): protein neddylation; positive regulation of ubiquitin-protein transferase activity
Cellular component (GO): ubiquitin ligase complex
Molecular function (GO): cullin family protein binding; ubiquitin conjugating enzyme binding; ubiquitin-like protein binding
Source: RefSeq, a predicted model, not a curated record
UGUGAGGCUAUAGCGCGCGAUUCGGGUUUGUGAAAUCCAUCCAUGGGGAAUUGCUGCUCCUGUGUUAAAAGUGAGGCGAAUACCAGAUCAUCCGUUGCUCCUGGAAAUUAUUCUCUUUCAUCAAGUAAACUAGAAGACUCUGAUACAUACCGUCCUUCACAAUCGGAAGAGCUAGAGGACUCUAACCUGGUCAUCAGCUCUGAAACAUAUGUGAAUGGAAGUGGGUUGGACGCUAGAGACUCUAAAGGGGAGAUGCGUAGGCCCUUUUAUGUGCUCAUUCCACCACUGGUUGGAAGAGGGAGUAAUAGCUCAGGUGAUAUUAAGAAGACAAACAACAAUACCAUCAAUGGUGCAUUAAGCACUGGUGGAAUGGGGAAUGGAACUAGUGCAGUGGAAGUGUCAGAAAACAAUUUAGUGGCCUUCUAUGAAAGCUACUGUGGAAAUACUGAAGACAGGAUUGAAGAUGCCAUAACCACUGAUGGAAUACUUCAUCUGUGUGCUGAUUUGGAUUUAGCGGCUGACGACUUUCGUAUUCUUUUAUUUGCAUGGAAGUGCGAUGCAGCUCAAAUGGGCAAGCUCAGCAAGAAUGAAUUCUUACAAGGAUGUCGACUAUUAGGAACAGAUUCGCCUCGUAGUCUCAAGUUCAGCUUAGAACAAUUAGUAAAAGAAGUAGAGGACAGCGAAGUUUUCAGUGACGUUUACCGCUAUGCGUUUCGCUUCGCUCUGGAUGUAGAGUGUGGUCAACGCUCUUUGCCUGUUGAUGUAGCCGUUUCACUUUGGCGGCUUGUAUUUACUCAUCGACCCGUCCCUCUCCUUGAUCGUUGGAUCGAAUUUCUUGAACAGUCUCCUCCACCUGUUCGAGCUAUACCCAGGGAUACAUGGUGCAUGUUUCUACACUUAGUGGACGCUGUGGGAAAUGAUCUUUCCCGCUACGACGACACAGAAGCUUGGCCUAGCCUUUUUGACGAUUUCGUUGAAUGGGCCAAUGAUCGAGCCAACCAAAAUGUGCUGCACGCCAAGGAAGAACUACACUGAUGGUGAUCAACCCUCAGCUUCUUCCCGUAUUCGUUUCGCUUUGCUGUAUUAAGUUUUUCUCUCUUCUCACCUUGAAUCGUUUCAGAUGAGUGUAUUAACUAUGUGGUUUUUUAAGACAUGAUAAUUGCUGAUGGAUGAGUGAGUUAUUGAAUUCGUAUUUGUAUCGGUUAGUUUACUUUGAAUCUUCGUCCACCUUGACUCUCAUUUAUACUAUGAAAACAAUAUCUGCUGUGAUUCCUUGACGACUUUCGCCGUACAGAGUACUGACCUGCCAAUGUCCCUCUUUUUUAAACGGCCCCUCUUGUUCACGUCUUUGAAAUAUCGUGUCUUUCUCAAACCACCUUUAUUUUCUCCAAUUGUUUAUACUGUAGUUUGAGAAGAACUGUCUUUGAUUGGUAACAAUUUGAUUGACCAUGAUUGCCACUCUAAAGAGUAGGUAUAUAUUGGUAUUUCUGUAUACCCACCCUUUUUUCCCGAAUGUAACGUACCGUAAGCCUGUUUGUGUGUUUAUGUAAAAUCGGUAUUUUUCCUGUGACUGUUGAUUGCUUUCUACUUGUUUAUGUGCUAUUCUUAGACCACUGUGGAUGAAGACAUCAAUACAGAUGUGAAUGUAAGCCUUUGGCUUAUACAGAUGAAA